This is a messenger RNA of Paramecium pentaurelia, 608 nucleotides long. NCBI's taxonomy places the organism in Eukaryota, Ciliophora, Oligohymenophorea, Peniculida, Parameciidae. The record is from the annotation of a GenBank genome assembly.
UAUGGGUAAGUAAUAUGCAAGAGAGCCAGCUGUUGCUAAGAAAUCAUGUAAAGCUAAGGCUAGUGAUUUAAGAACACAUUUUAAAAAUACUUAUGAAGUGGCAAGAGCCAUUAAAGGAUAAACACUUGCAUAAGCAUUAAAAUAUUUAUAAGAUGUAUUAUAACAUAAAAGAUGUGUUCCAUUCACUCGUUUUAAUGGUGGAGUAGGUAGAACAGCAUAAGCAAAAGAAUUCGGUAGAUCAUAAGGUAAAUUGAGCAUACUAAUCAUUAUUUAGGUAGAUGGCCAGAAAAGAGUGUAAGAAUUGUUUUAUCAUUAUUGUAAAAUUUGGCUGCAAAUGCUUAAGUUAAAAAUUUAAGUAAUGAAAAAUUGAUCAUAAAUCAUGUCUAAGUAAAUAGAGCAUAAAAGGGUAGACGUAGAACUUAUAGAGCACAUGGAAGAAUUAAUCGUAAAAAAUUAAAAUAUUGCAGCAUUUUUAUCAUCCAAUGCUCAUAUUGAAUUGUGGGCUGCAGAAAAAGAUGAAAAUGUUAAAAAGGAAACAAAUAAUCAAUAGGUGGCUCGUUAAUCAAGAAAAUAAGUGGCUAGAUCAAAAUUAUCUAUUGGUGCAUGAA